This is a messenger RNA of Hippoglossus stenolepis (Pacific halibut), 1924 nucleotides long. It is a transcript of the gene lbx2, whose product is annotated as ladybird homeobox 2. Gene Ontology annotation, biological process: regulation of DNA-templated transcription. Gene Ontology annotation, molecular function: DNA-binding transcription factor activity, RNA polymerase II-specific; DNA binding. The transcript has 2 exons. Lineage: Eukaryota; Metazoa; Chordata; Actinopteri; Pleuronectiformes; Pleuronectidae. The coding region runs from base 431 to 1213 and encodes 260 amino acids. The record is from RefSeq and is a predicted model, not a curated record.
GGUCCGGCCCUUUAAGACGCAGCAGCGGGUCAGCAAGUAGUGUAGUGUUUCUCUAAUUGAACUUCGCCCAAUCAACAAUAACUCGUUAGCAGUCGCUUUCUUUUUCUUGCUGCUCGCGACAGCUUUUUUCUCCUUGCAGGGAUUCACCCCCUCCAGUCCGCUACUUCCUAAAGAUCCACAUGGAGCUUGGCAGAGGAACUGCGGAUCUCUGAGGGGAACAGCUACAGAGCGGUUGCCGUUGCAACUCCGCCAGGAGCAUGGUUGUUUUGGAGGAAAAGUCUCAGGCGAACUAAGUUGCAACAUUCGGCUUUAAGAGGCAACAUUUAGGGGAGUUGUUCGAGCGGCGGAGGACACACGUGUGGACGCGUAAAAACGACCAUUUGAAUGAAAUAAUCAACUUUGCGAAAGCAGCGAUUGUUCGGGGACUGCGAUGACCUCUAGUAAAGACAUGAAGGCAGGUUCUGUGUUGCAGUCCAGCGGCGAGGAGAGGAGACGGGCUCCCCUGGACCAGCUGCCGCCGCCGGCCAACUCCAACAAGCCGCUGACGCCGUUCAGCAUUGAGGAUAUCCUUAACAAACCGUCGGUAAAGAAGUCGGUGGCGAGUAUCUGUCCGCCGAGAGUGCUGGAGAAAGUCUCGGGCUCUAACUCGGGGAGAAACGGGAUCACCACUCCCUCCUCGCCGCUGUGCGCGCUGGAGGAGUUGGCCAGCAAAACGUUUAAGGGUCUGGAAGUCAGCGUGAUCCAGGCAGCAGAAGGUCGUGAGCAUGUAAACGCCUUCGGCCAGAGGCAGACGUCGAAGAAGAGGAGAAAGUCGCGGACGGCCUUCACGAACCACCAGAUCUACGAGCUGGAGAAGCGGUUCCUGUACCAGAAGUACCUCUCCCCGGCCGACCGCGACCAGAUCGCGCAGCAGCUCGGGCUCUCCAACGCGCAGGUCAUCACCUGGUUCCAGAACCGCCGGGCCAAGCUCAAGCGGGACCUGGAGGAGAUGAAGGCGGACGUGGAGUCGCUAAAGAAGAUCACGCCGCAGACGCUGCAGAAGCUCGUCACCAUGGAAAACAUUGACGACGCGCAGGGUGGCGGCCCCGAGUCCCCCAGUAUCUCCCCGACCUCGCAAGGACACCGGGCCUUCCCCCAGUCGCCCUCCUCGUCCAGAGACCAAACCACGGAUGAAUUCUCGGAGGACGACGAGGAAAUCGAGGUGGACGAUUGACAGUCGCGUCUGGUUUUCAUAAGCAACAGCAACAAAAAAAAGAAUAUUAAAAAAAAAAAGGGGGCAUUUUUUUCUUCCCAAACUUUUGCACGGAUACUGACAAAAAGGAGAAUAUCAACAUUUCAGGAAAGUUUUUUUUCUCCUCUUCUUCUGUUUUUUCCUCCAUUUUAAUUUAUUAAUCGGACUUGUUCGUUUUUAAGUUUUCACCAACAGGAAUAUCUGCUCCACUCACACACUGACUUAACUGUUAUGGUACAGGAAGACUUGAAAAGUGUGUAAACAUCUUAAUGUUUCUUUUUAUUUUUUUUUGUGGAGGGGUGUGUGGAAAGUUGUGCAAUUAUUUUUUAUUUUUUUGUUGUUUGCCAUUUACGCGCAUUCUUCUGUCUGGAUCUGCCAAAUAUUUAAAUGAACCCAUCCCCCCCACCCCCCACCCCCCUUUUUUUGGGUUUGUCCCUGCACAGCUCGGGGUCGAUGUCUCAGCACAUCACACCUCAAGAGUAAAAAAAAAAAAAAAUUCAGUCCUGAGCGAAACGUGUGUGAGAGCAUGCGGGCCUGUGCGCUGCGCCGAGGACGCACCGCCGUCACCAGCGACUGCGAAACUUUUACGCGCCCCGAGUUCUGUACAUAGAUCAAACAUCCUAUGCGAUAAUUUUAUUGUAACAUUCUAUUUAAUCAGCAUCUAUGUAAAUAAAGGUUAUAUGAUAUUUCAAA